This is a messenger RNA of Schistosoma mattheei, 465 nucleotides long. NCBI's taxonomy places the organism in Eukaryota, Metazoa, Platyhelminthes, Trematoda, Strigeidida, Schistosomatidae. The record is from the annotation of a GenBank genome assembly.
AUGAUGAUGAUGAUGAUGAUGAUGAUGAUGAUGAUGAUGAUGAUGAUGAUGAUGAUGAUGAUGAUGAUGAUGAUGAUGAUGAUGAUGAUGAUGAUGAUGAUGAUGAUGAUGAUGAUGAUGAUGAUGAUGAUGAUGAUGAUGAUGAUGAUGAUGAUGAUGAUGAUGAUGAUGAUGAUGAUGAUGAUGAUGAUGAUGAUGAUGAUGAUGAUGAUGAUGAUGAUGAUGAUGAUGAUGAUGAUGAUGAUGAUGAUGAUGAUGAUGAUGAUGAUGAUGAUGAUGAUGAUGAUGAUGAUGAUGAUGAUGAUGAUGAUGAUGAUGAUGAUGAUGAUGAUGAUGAUGAUGAUGAUGAUGAUGAUGAUGAUGAUGAUGAUGAUGAUGAUGAUGAUGAUGAUGAUGAUGAUGAUGAUGAUGAUGAUGAUGACAGAUCUAUCCACAUCGAUUCACAUAUCAUUUAAUAAUGUUUAA